Molecule: messenger RNA, 1911 nt
Organism: Penicillium odoratum
Lineage: Eukaryota; Fungi; Ascomycota; Eurotiomycetes; Eurotiales; Aspergillaceae
Product: NCA2 family protein
Exons: 4
Coding region: 1-1911 (636 amino acids)
Cellular component (GO): mitochondrial outer membrane
Source: RefSeq, a predicted model, not a curated record
AUGUCGAUUGUCCGGGAGACUGCCUGCGCUCUGAACAUUCAGCUGGAUCGUCUCCAACAGCAAAUAAUUCUUCCCGAGCGGUUCGACACGGCCGAGGCCCCCAGUCACCAUGUCCACCGGCUCCAAAAUGUGAUCAAUACAAUCUCCGUGACCUCCAAAACACAAUCGCUCCUACCAGCUGCCCAUCUAGUGGAUUUGCUGUCGGAUCCCACCCUAUCACACCAUCUGCUUCCCGGGGUUACCGACUUCAGCUCCGAGAAACAUGUCUCGGACUUUCUAUGGCUAGUAGCUGCCAAAGCAGCGGUCCAAGCGUCUGGCUUGGUCAUGCAUACCCUACUAGAUCAGACCAUCUUACUCCAGGAGGAAAUCUACUACUGGGAUGAGGUGCUAGGCUCAGUUUGGUCCAGUGGUCUCUAUGCCGCGCAAACCUCGCCCGCUCGACUAUGGCAUUGGUCUUUAGAUAUUUAUACUGACUACAGAUCCCAUGGAGUCUUCUCUGCCUCCAUCCCGAGAUCUUUUGCUGCAAGAUGGGGUCAGUUCUACCAAGUUGCUCGGCAGAGCUUGCGUGGAAUGGAGCACCCCAGCGCGUUGGAUUGGUCUUCGCCUAUUCGGUCUUGCCGAGCAGAGAUUCGACAGAAGAGAGAUCGUUUGACCGCCAUUAAGGAUGUCCACACAAGUAGUCUGGGACUUCUGAUGGAACAAUGGCAUGCCUUUCAAUUCGAGGAUCUCGCCAUCUCUUCGAACUCCUCACCGACACAGUGGCAGGAGACAGUAUCGAAAACAGUACACCUUACAGAGGCAAUCCUUCAACAUGUAUUGAAGCAGUCCAAUACAGAUAAGUUCGAAUCAAACGUCUUUCAAGCCGUUGAAAGGGAUAUGAGUAGCACGCAGAUGCGGCUCUAUGCCUCGUCCACCCAGGAGCCUACGGAUCUGAUCCAGCGCCUAAUUCAACUUCUCCGUGAGCAGCUGCCUACGCAUACGACCUCCAUUUCUACGUCAAUUGGGAAUCACGGACGUCCCUCAAGGAUCAUGCGAUACUGGUUACCACUGUCGGUGGUUUUGCUUUCGAGUAGCAUAUCAUUGAAGGUAUUGGCUCGUCAUCAGGAGGAAAUCAUCCAAUGGAUCAGAAACAUUGGCUCCACCAUUAUUGACUUUGGUGGUAACUGGGUGGUACGACCAAUCCACAAGCUCAUCGGUACCAUAAGGCACGAUGAGAAAAGUGAAAUCGCAAUCAUGAGCAAGAAGAGCCUAAUGGCUGAUCGUGCGAGCUUGGAGCGGAUGGUCAUUGAUUUUGUCCGCGAUCGGCCAGACCCAAGCCUGGGGAUGCCGACCGCUGAGAGCACGGCAGCCAUUGCAAAUGCAGUCAAAGAGGGCGAUCUGACGCCAGUCUUGAAAGCCUACGAAAGGGACCUACGAGCACCGUUCAGUGGAACGGUUCGAGGCGACCUGGUUCGUACUCUUCUGAUCCAGAUCCAAAAGACAAAGGUCGACGUGGAGAUCGCAAUCAGUGGAAUUAAUUCAUUGCUGAAAAGCCAAGAGCUUGUGUUUGGUUUUAUUGGUCUCACCCCGGGGAUCCUAGUCUCCUAUAUCUCUCUGCAGUGGGUGGCCGGGCUAUUUAGUAGCCGACGAGGCCUGCAACGAGGCAAGAAGCGCUACCAGCUGAGGCGAGGACUACGAAAUGUGACACGAAUCUUGACGUCCGCUUCCGUGACCGACGAAGUGAUUUCUUACAAGGACUCGGGACGACUGAUCUGUGAGGCUGAGUCAUUACUCCAGCACGUUCAAGCAGUGUUUGGAGGUUUGGAAUAUCGGGAAUUUAGAGAGGAUAUUGAAGAUCUGUUGGAUAUCCAGGGGGGAGUUAUCAAGCAGCUGCGGGUAGUUGAGAGGAUCCGAUGGACAUAUUUCCAAUAA